Messenger RNA from Trematomus bernacchii (emerald rockcod), 1108 nucleotides. It is a transcript of the gene wdr97, whose product is annotated as WD repeat domain 97. NCBI's taxonomy places the organism in Eukaryota, Metazoa, Chordata, Actinopteri, Perciformes, Nototheniidae. Bases 86 to 1033 code for a protein of 315 amino acids. The record is from RefSeq and is a predicted model, not a curated record. The transcript is spliced from 7 exons.
UCCUCUUCCUCGUCCUGUUCCUCUUCCUCCUCGUCCUCCUCCAAGGCCUUCAUCACAAACCCCACCGAGGGAACCCACCCCCGAGAUGCCGACGUUCCUCAAACAGUUUGCAGAAGCAGCCUGGUUUAAAGAGCUGUAUCCGGAUAACAGGGGCGUCCCCAGUGAUCUGUCUCCAGAGCAGUUCUCCCUGCAGCUCCUGGAUCAUGUGACCUCGUGCAGCUCCGCCUCCAGGCUGAAGGUCCUCUCCGCUCUGCAGGCGCUUCGCAGCCAGAAGCUGCUGCUGAACUCAGAUCAGAUUUACCAGGGACUGCUCCACCUGCUGCACACCUCCAUUAAACCUCCCCUGUCAGCUGUGCAGCGAUCAGCUGUGGUUGAGACGUUGAAUCUGCUGCUGCGUCUCAGAUCUGCCAGUUAUGAGUUUGUGAGGGAGCUUCUCACGCUGCUGGCUUUCAAAUUACUGGGUCUCAGGGAAGCGGUGCUGAGCAUUCUGACUUCACUAUCUGUGAAUGAGCCUGAGAUGUGGCUAGCACCUGAGAUGGAGGGAUGGAAAUCGGACCCGUCUAACACCUGGAGCGGUUUCCAUGACAGAGCAGAGUCCUGGCUGCAGGAGUGGAUCUCCAAAUACAAAGAACAUGCCAGGACUUCAGGCAGGUCUAACCCAUCGACCGCCAGCCUGGUGGACGUUCUGAAUUACUUCUGCUCGCUGCAGAGAGAGGAGUUCAGGAAGGCUCGAUGUGUGGCGCCAGCUGGACACAAAAACACCGUUCUGAUGCCUCUGAACGACUGUGGCUCUCAUCCGAUCCAGCGUCUAGGAGAGACUCACAGCAUGGCCAGGACCUGGAAGACACCAGGUUUUAUUCUUCCUCCCCUGAGACACCGUCCCUUCCUCAGUCUCUUCCCCAGAUUCAUCUCCUUCCCGUUGCCUCGGGUCACUUUGCUCCCCUUCCUCCUGGCUUCAGAGGAAACCUGGCUGCAGGCGACAUAUCGACGAUACUUCAUCCUGCAGCAGUCGUACGUAGAGUACUACAGAUGAUACCCCCUAUUUUAAACAAUUAAACAGAGAUGGCUAAAGUACACACAUCCUUUACUCAAGAAGUACAGAUACUCG